CGACCGGUAUAUAAGCGGUCCAUAUAACAAAGUUCAACUCCCCAUGUAGUCGCCGCACUGCAUCAUCCGGUGCCGGAAAAAUUUUCCAUUGGGAAGGGAAAAUCAAUGUCUCACAGCGCGGCAAGGUGUGCCAGAAGGUUUGUGAACCUCACGCGUGCUCUCUCCACGGAGGCGCGUGCGCAGAAGGUGGAGCGUAUUGCCAAUGAGCUUCUCGAUCUCAACAGGUUUGAGAGGCAUGACUUCACCGUCCUCUGGCGGCUCAAGAUGGGUCUCCACCGCUAUGGCGCUCCGAUGGCCGGCGUUGUCACACCAUCAAUGCCGGCUGCAGGGUCGCCUGGGGUGGAGGCCGGUGCUGCGGCAGAGAAGACGGUGUUUGAUUUGAAGUUGGAGAAGUAUGAUGCUUCUGCCAAGAUCAAAAUCAUCAAGGAAGUGAGGUCCUUUACUGACUUGGGGUUGAAGGAAGCCAAGGACUUGGUGGAAAAGGUUCCUUGUGUUUUGAAGAAGGGGCUCACCAAGGAGGAGGCUAAUCCCAUUCUGGAGAAACUCAAGGAGUUGGGUGCUGCUGUUGUGUUGGAGUGAUUCUUAAAUUCUGUUUUAGUGCUCUAGAUUUUUUAUGUUAGAUGUAGAAUCAUUGAAGCCAUUUCUCUGGAUUAAUUCUGGAAUUUGAGAAGGCUUGUUCUGUUCUUAAGUUAAUAAUCUAUUUUACUGCACAGUCCUGUAAUUAUUUAUUCCAGCAAUGAAUUGGUUGGACAUCUAA
Vigna angularis (adzuki bean) is the source of this 757-nucleotide messenger RNA. RefSeq lists its product as uncharacterized. Bases 106 to 579 code for a protein of 157 amino acids. The record is from RefSeq and is a predicted model, not a curated record. The transcript has 2 exons. NCBI's taxonomy places the organism in Eukaryota, Viridiplantae, Streptophyta, Magnoliopsida, Fabales, Fabaceae. Gene Ontology annotation, cellular component: ribosome. Gene Ontology annotation, biological process: translation. Gene Ontology annotation, molecular function: structural constituent of ribosome.